AUGGAUUCGCGCAGAGCUGCGAUUCCCGGACUCAGUUGCGCAGGCUGCAGCCGUGCCCAUUUCCCCCUCGAGGAAAGUGAAGGGCAGCCGGCCGGAGAAGGCUUGGUGAGCACGAAUCUUCUCCGUUUGUCUCUUUGGAUUGCAGAUUCCAGGGGGUGCUCUUGCGGGCUUUGCGCUCCCUGGACUUGAAUGCAUGCGCAAGUAGAAGCUUCCUACUGUGGCAGUUGCAAAUGAUGCUCUUGCGGGCUUUGCGCUCCCUGGACUUGAAUGCAUGCGCAAGUAGAAGCUUCCUACUGUGGCAGUUGCAAAUGAUGCUCUUGCGGGCUUUGCUCUCCCUGGACUUGAAUGCAUGCGCAAGUAGAAGCUUCCUACUGUGGCAGUUGCAAAUGAUGCUCUUGCGGGCUUUGCGCUCCCUGGACUUGAAUGCAUGCGCAAGUAGAAGCUUCCUACUGUGGCAGUUGCAAAUGAUGCUCUUGCGGGCUUUGCGUGUCCUGGACUUUAAUGCAUGCGCAAGUAGAAGCUUCCUACUGUGGCAGUUGCAAAUGAUGCUCUUGCGGGCUUUGCUCUCCCUGGACUUGAAUGCAUGCGCAAGUAGAAGCUUCCUACUGUGGCAGUUGCAAAUGAUGCUCUUGCGGGCUUUGCGCUCCCUGGACUUGAAUGCAUGCGCAAGUAGAAGCUUCCUACCGUGGCAGUUGCAAAUGAUGCUCUUGCGGGCCAUGCGCUCCCUAGGCUUGCUUGCUGACUUCAAUGCACGCGUGAGUAGAGGUUUCCUACCAUGGUACAGUGGUACCGCUGGUUGCAAAUGGAGGCCCGUUCACAACAUGAGCAGAACGCAGCCCGCGUCUGCAUGUGUCGCGAUUCGCUGCUUCAGCACAUGCGCGUGAUGUCAUUUUGUGUGUCUGCACAUGCGCGAGCGGCGAAACCCGGAAGUAACCCUUUCCGGUACUUCCGGGUCGCCGCAGGAUGCAACCUGAAAACGCUCAACCUGAAGCAAACGCAACAUGAGGUAUGACUGUACUGUAGUUAGAAAUGAUGCUCUUGUGGGCUUUGCGCUCCCUAGACUUGAAUGCAUGCGCAAGUAGAAGCUUCCUACCGUGGCAGUUACAAAUGAUGCUCUUGCAGGGUUUGCGCUCCCUAAACCUGAAAGCAUGCGCAAGUAGAAGCUUCCUACCGUGGCAGUUGCAAAUGAUGCUCUUGCGGGCUUUGCGCUCCCUAAACCUGAAUGCAUGCGCAAGUAGAAGCUUCCUACCGUGGCAGUUACAAAUGAGGCUAGGGCUCAGAUGGAGAAAGUGAGGCAACAGCUGCUGGCUCCAGAAUUGGGUUGUGUGCGAGCGAGAUGGUGGUUCAGCAAGGCAAGUUGAUGGGUCCCGAACCUCAAAUGAAGUUGGUUUGAAACCAAGAGCUCUGUCUCGUUGCUCUUUCUACAGCAGUGGCCCUCAAAGGGUGCGGUGUGCCACAUUGGUGUGGCAGGAGGACGGGAUGGCAAAAGUAGAGCAUCCAUACUGUGUAGCACCAUCCUCUUGCAUUUUUCAUUGCAGGGGUGGUUUCUUGGAAGAACUCUCGUUCUUUCCCUCCCGGUUUGCUGUGAUUAGUGUCCCUGAGCCAAUCCGGGGGCAGCUAUGAAGUGUUUCAGAACGCCCCCCAGCCAAUCACGUCAUUUGUUUGUGCGGUGCAGAAACCAUGGUUUGUAGCGAUGCGUGAACAUGGCCAUAGGUUCUCUGCUUUGAAAAUGAGGAUAGCGAUUGACUGUAGCUACACGCAGCUUGCAUUGGCUUCUGACACAUUCUCCGUUAAACUGUGUUGCCCUGUUCUAAAUCCAAAUUGUGCAUAAUAGGCAGUGGGACGGUGCAGAAGUAAUAAGAAAACCGUUCUUUUCCAUGCCUUUGAAAAGAGCGGCAUGAACGUGCCUGUUGCCAUGGGUACAGUGCUCCUUUUUCAUGCUUGCCUGCUUGUCGCCGCUGCAACAACCCAGUAGAGCAGCAAGCGGGAAAAGAAGCUCUUAAUUCCAUGGCCCCCUCCUUUGCAAACCUUUUUCCAAGCUGGAGUAUAUUUCAGAUGUUUAAAGCAUGCUGUGGACAUUGUUGAGAUAGCUUUGUUGGAGAUGGCUGUGGAAGUUGAUAACUGGGAGGGGUGCAGCUGAAAAUGUGACCCUGCAGCUCUGUUUUGCCCCCUCCCUCAGUGCUGUAGCAUCAAAACAGCAAGUUUUGUAGUACCGUUUUAUUUCCCGGCCAGAUUAUCCAUGGAUUGAGGAAAUCCAAAUAUAGCAGGUGGAAAGUGUGGAUUGCCGCUUGGAUGAGGAGGAUGUUUUGUAGAUGUGACAAAAAAAGAAACACAAGAUGUUUCAAAUCCACAUUAAACUCCAGUGCUGAUGAGACCUUACGAAGGGGUGAGUUGCUUUUUGGGGGGUUAAUUGUGCCCAAAAGCACCACUCCUGAGAAACAAGAAAAGUAACUCAGCAAGACCCCAAAUUAUUCUUCCUCCUACUUACUGUGUUAUGAUUUUGCUGUGAGACAUUGUCCGAAUCAGAGAGUUCUGACUAGAGAAAGAGAGAGAUCUCUCUCUCUAGUAGAGAGAUCUGCACUAUCUGUUAUUUCUAUGUGAUGGAACAUGGAAAAUUAUUCUGUGAAUUCCUUACAUCUGGAAAGCCAACAGUUGUACUAAGCUCACCGUGACAGCUACUAGUUAUGAUAUAGCAAGGCCUUCUCUAUACCAUGAUUUUGCCAAAAUUAAGGGGGGGAACCAAAUUUUUGCUAUUGGUCUGAAUAUCUUUUCUUCCAAAGACUCUCUUUGCUUUUUUUAAAAAGGAAGUUUCUGGAUAGAGUUCAUACUGUGUGCGAAUCACUUUGUGAAAUCUCAGGAAUCAAGUGUGGGUCUGAAUGAGGUGCAAAACAAUCAGGAUUUGUGUGUGUUGUGAUUCUGCAGGCGUGCAGUAAAAACCCUGCAGCGUGGUUCUACUUGGAAUUAAGGCCCAUUGAAUUCAAUAAGACUUGCUCCAAGGUAAAUGCAUUUAAGAUUCCAGCCAUGAAAUGUGGCAUGGGAUGCAGAAUGGGCCUUGCUGAGGUUCUCUGCUUUCAUUUGAAAAACAAGGAAGUUUAUUUCCGCCGCUAAUAGAUAUACGCUUCAAAGAAUGGCUGCUUAAAAACCAGAGUGCUGGCUGAAUAAAUGACCAGGUGGCUAUGAGCAGGUCUCCAGUGCCCUGCAAAACUCCUUGCACUUUCAUAUGACUGAGCAAAACCAGAAUAUAUUAGGCAAAAUAAUAAAACUGAAGACUAAAUUAUGUUAAAUUGCUGUUUGCUCUAUUUACAUAUUGCAUGUAGACUGUAAGAUUCUGCUUUUCUUGACAGAAAAUCUGGAUUAUGAUUUGGGUAUGUAGUAAAUAUGACCCUGGGAGUGACUACAGAGUGGGCCUUUAAUUAUCACUGUGCUUCUUUUCUGUCCCCAUGGUUGGAGAGAACAGAAUAAAUGGUGUAAAAUUGACGAAAUACAUAAAUUUGCACAAUUUAGGCAGGAUUUAUUUUGUGCAGAAUUUUGGUUAUCUUGAAUAAUUAUGGAUAUUUGAGUACAGAGUAUGAAACCCUCUAUCUGGGUCCCUCUUAGGUUGGCCAGAUGCAAAAGAGAACAGAGGUAUUGCACCUUUGAUAAUUCCCAAUUCUAGACAACUAUUAAAGGUGCAGGGCCCCUGUCCUCUUUUAGCCAACCCUGCCCCCUGGUAAGGCCCUUCAGACAAUGUUCUCUUGCCCAGCAAACAUAUUGAAACAUCUGUUAUUGUUUCCCCCACCAAAAAGGUACCUCACCACCUGGAAGUGGGAGCAUGGAAGGGAAUUUUGCUACUGAAAAGAGAAGGACGCUGA
This is a messenger RNA of Podarcis lilfordi (Lilford's wall lizard), 3851 nucleotides long. The record is from the annotation of a GenBank genome assembly. Lineage: Eukaryota; Metazoa; Chordata; Lepidosauria; Squamata; Lacertidae.